GUGACGACGUUAUUGAGGGUGUGCAACAUCGUCGACGAUUAUGAAAACGUGUUAACUGGACAUUAGGAAUCCACGCGUUUCAUUGAUUUUUUUCGUUGAAGAGUUAUCUGCUUGGAAAUAGCUGUAUGAAAUUACCGGUGGUGAUGGUAGUAUAUUGACAGCGUGGUCAGAAUGUAGCAUUACAUUCGUCAAUCUGUCGCAGUGAGUUGAGGUUUUGUUGGCGAUCAGUCCUCGUUGUUAGGUCUUCAAGGGAGCCGUGAUUAUCUACAUCUGAACCGGACGGUUUGUCUGAACUGUAUUAUAUAUCUUGUUUUAUGGCAUGAGCAGAACGUGGUUAUUUUCUGGUGCAUUGUUGAAUUGAUUUCCGUGAUCUGAACACUUAAACCGAUUAGUACCAUUAUCUGAACAGAACAUUACAAUCUAACUUAUGUGAACUGAUUUUUGAAACUUGAACCGAUUGUUGGAAUGAGUACCGAUUGUCGGAAGCUGAAUCGACCGUUAGAAUCUGAACCGAAUGAGAACUGAUUGUUGGAAUCUGAAGCGAUUGUUGGAUUGAAUUGUGAACCGAAUUUGGGAAUGUGGACCGAUUUUUGGAUACUGAACCAAUUGUUGAAAUCUGAACCGAUUAUUGGAAUCUGAACCGGGCAGUUUUGGACCCUAAUACGAGUGAGUAGUUGGUCCGAGGUUCAGUGAUCGUCUUGAAGCCCAACUAAAAGCUCUGAUCUGAGCUCACCAUUGUCGAAGCACUUAUCUGACUUAGACGAGAAUAUUCCUUAUGUCAGAAAUAAUUGUGAGAUAUAACUACCAUUAAUAUAAACUCUGCUUCUAGCCAUUCCCACACAAGACAACAAAGGUUUUGUUCACUUAGAACAUCGGUCCAUUUCCUUGAAUUACUGACCAAGAUGGAUCGCAAGAAGCAUUAACUCCGAACUUAAUACAAGUCUGUUAUCUUAACAGCCCCCGACCAGUCAAGCCUUACCGACACCUGACACCAACAGAUUGACCACGCGGUACCCAAACACAUCUGAAUGAGUCCGUGGUAAUCUAAAUGUUUCGGAACAAGAGCCGUUGCAGGAGACAAAGAUGCAACAAAUUGAGAUUAAUCACAAUCAAUUAAGACGUAUCAUAUCAUCGUGGAGGAGGCUGUCUGAAUGACAACACAUAUGUGACUGAUUGUCCCCCGCCUGCGUUCAGCCCAUGAAUCGAUUGAUGAGAAUGUGAGGUGAUCUUACGUGAUCAACUAUCUCCGGACACAUCUGUCGGAGGAAGCGCUGCAACAUAGUCAUGUGCUGAGCGAACAGACACGGGCUUAUUGAAAUUGACUUACUUUCACAGACAGUGCUUUAAUACACCUAGGCGUGCUCACUCAAAGGGAGGAGUGAGGUGAAUUCUGAAUGUAUUUUGACGAUGUUACCUUUAUUCGAGAAUUUAACAAUUAUUUGUAAACAGGUGUGGGAUUCAGACAGUUUGUAAAUCCAAUUACAGACGUCAUCUAACAAUUUUCAGAAGGGAAAAACGCCAUAGAUUAAGCCUACAGUCGAAGCAUAUUACGUUUGCAGUAGCUACUAUUUGGACAUUUUGGAAAAUGGAUGAGAGGUAUCGGAAUCUCAUGGAAAGGAACAGGACGCUCCUGACGAAGAACCUCAUCAUCACUGACGACUUCUACGACUUGUUGCUGAAGGAGAAGGUGUUGCCACAGUCCAUGAUAGCAGACGUCAAGGAAGAUGGCUUGAGUCGCGAGGAGAGAGCGGAGAGGUUGAUGAGCGCUCUACAACUGAGAACGAGCGCUGCCUUCAGACGCUUCCGGCGAGUGUUGCUAGGCACCGGUCACUGUUUCCUGGCCGAUGUCAUGUGGGAUGAAGAGUCGAGUCACGCGGACAUGGAAGAGACGAUCGCGAGCCGGUUUCCCGCCAUUUUGGAGAGAAUACCAGACGACAUCCGGAAGAAGUUGAUCACGUGUUUAGACAGCAUGGUGCGAGAGAAGACGUUGGUGACGUCGUGGCAGGCGGCGCCGAGCGAUCGUCUGGAGGUCAUCAAAACAAGAGCAGCCGACUUCAAACACGAGAGACACCUCCGUGAAACCAUACAGACGAUGCACACUCAGGUUGCACAGCUCCAAGCAGAGGUUAAGGGUAAAGACGAACAACUCCGAAGUCUAACGAUUGAAGUGCAGAGUCUUAAUAAGGAGCUGGAACGCCUCCGGUAUGAGCAUGUCAACGACAUCGAAAAGCAAGCCAACUUCAACACCGCCAACAGCAAAACCAUCAUUCGCCUCAAGGAGAGAUUUGACAUGCUCAAUGCCAACAUUGCAGGGAUCAAUUAUCAGCUGAGGUCAUUUCUUGGCGAGGAAUCCGAGAGGUGCGAGGGUGACCCUGACAAUGUGAAGGUCACUCUUCUAGAACGGAACUUAAAGAAGGUUCUUCAGCUCGCUAACGUCGGGCGGGAGAACGCUACAUCUGUGUCAAACGAAAAGGAGGCAGUGUGUGCUCUGCUCGGGGUAAAGAACACCAAAUACUCCGACAAGUCACUUACCGAUGUUGUCAAAGGUCAUCUUCAGAAGGAGGACAAGGCCAAGAAUAACCUUUUAUCGGAAAUACAGAAACUGAGUGACGUGUUGACACGAGACACUCCAACUCUCUCCGAUCACAAGGCCAACCAACAGUCAGUAAGAACCGACCUCCGCUUCCUGGCGAUGCAGGUGGCGAUGGUCCACGCCCAGAUCGAACAUCUCUACAAGAAGAUGGUGUGGAAGGAUGCGGAGAUCGACUCCCUCCGACAAGAGAUACAAGCACUCAGGAAGAACCUCUCCAACGUGAAGACAAAGACGAGAUCUAGAGUGUCGAGUCCUGAGAUGACCAGGGAGAUGAGGAUUGCUUACGCUCAUGUCAACGACUACCUCCGAGAAGACAAGAUGGAGCCGGUGAGGUCACAGGACGCCGUUCCUGCACGGAGGGUGAUCAGGGUGAAGCCGCCAGGGAGCAAGCCGAGCUCCCAGGGAGGGCCUCGGCGGCAGAUCAGCAUGCCCCUCGUCAGGGACUAUGAUGUACCCCCCACAGAAGUCUAACUGGUCAGGAGAUGAUAUGCCUGCUGCAGAAGUCGGGGUGCCAACUGUCAUUGUCAACACACCAGUGUAUUAACACCCUGUGUUAACACUUUCAUCUUCCCGAGGCAAACGAGUUAACUGACUAUAAAAGUCCAGUUCGCAGCCAUGCCGAACUAGGCUGGU
Molecule: messenger RNA, 3226 nt
Organism: Haliotis rufescens (red abalone)
Lineage: Eukaryota; Metazoa; Mollusca; Gastropoda; Lepetellida; Haliotidae
Product: cilia- and flagella-associated protein 58-like
Exons: 5
Coding region: 1586-3064 (492 amino acids)
Biological process (GO): regulation of apoptotic process
Source: RefSeq, a predicted model, not a curated record